AUGUGUUUUCCAGAGGGUUCCCUGAGAUUGAUAAGCAGCUACAGCAAGUGUGAAGGCCGGGUAGAGAUUUACCAUGAUGGAAAGUGGGGGACUAUUUGUGAUGAUGAUUGGGACCUAAGUGAUGCUCAGGUAGUUUGCAGACAACUGGACUGUGGGAGUGCUGUUUCCUCCCUGGGAAAUGCCUAUUUUGGAGAAGGCUCAGGACCCAUUGCAAUGGACGAUGUACAGUGUACAGGGAAUGAACACCAUCUUUGGGAGUGUUCCCACAGAGGCUGGUUCUCCCACAAUUGUGGCCACUAUGAAGAUGCUGGUGUCAUCUGCUCAGCCGCCAUCUUAACCGGAAGUCCUGAAGAUCAUAAAAUCAGUUGUGGGGGUAUCCUCGUCAAUCCUAGUGGAUCAUUUACCAGUCCAAACUAUCCUGAAAACUACCCCAAUCUCCUAAAUUGCAUCUGGGAAAUCAAAGCCGACAUUGAUUUCCAAAUCAGCCUGGUCAUUGAUGAUCUACAAUUGGAACUUGAAGAUGUAUGUAUUUAUGACUACAUUGAGGUUUUUGAUGGUUCAUUGGAUGGUGCUUCAUUUGGAAGAUUCUGCAAAGGUCCCAUUAGGACAUUGACAUCAAGCACCCACCAAAUGACAGUUUUAUUUAAAACUGAUGGCAGUAUCACAAAUCGAGGGUUUUCUGCUUCCUAUAGUACUAGCCACAAAGAUGGCACCUUGAGACUAGUAGAUUCCUCCAACAGAUGUGAAGGCCGGGUGGAGGUUUAUCACAGUGGACUGUGGGGGACGAUCUGUGAUGAUGACUGGGAUCUGCAGGAUGCCCAAGUAGUAUGUAGACAACUUGGCUGUGGGGCAGCUGUUUCUGCCCCAGGAAAUGCCUAUUUUGGCCAAGGAUCAGGACCCAUUGCCCUAGAUGAUGUCCAGUGUACAGGGAAAGAAUAUAAUCUCAUUGACUGUUCUCACAGAGGUUGGUUCUCCCACAACUGCGGUCACUACGAAGAUGCCAGUGUUAUCUGCUCUAAAGUCAAAUAAUAACUUUUUAAACUACAACCUAAACAAGUACUAAGAAAAAUUAUCUUCUAAGGAAAUAAUACU
Messenger RNA from Monodelphis domestica (gray short-tailed opossum), 1092 nucleotides. Lineage: Eukaryota; Metazoa; Chordata; Mammalia; Didelphimorphia; Didelphidae. The record is from RefSeq and is a predicted model, not a curated record.